Molecule: messenger RNA, 1026 nt
Organism: Colletotrichum gloeosporioides
Lineage: Eukaryota; Fungi; Ascomycota; Sordariomycetes; Glomerellales; Glomerellaceae
Exons: 3
Coding region: 1-1026 (341 amino acids)
Source: RefSeq, a predicted model, not a curated record
AUGGCGGACCCAUUUUCCAUCGUGACAGGCUGCGUAGGCCUCAUCACCGCAGCGGCAGCGACAGCUAAGGCCAUAACAUCCUUCAUACGCGACUGUCGAGCCGCGAGAGGCGAUCUGACGAGUGUUGCACGCGAGUUGGCCGACCUGCAGCUCGUUCUCGAGGUUCUUAAAGAAGAUGGGCAGGGCGACGCGCUGCCAAGUUCCUUACAGGCGCAGAUCGACCGAAUCGUCAGGAGAUGUAAUCGUGUCGUCAAGAAUAUCAAAAAAGUAUUGAAACGAUGUAAAGCGCCGUCCGGAGCUAUCGUGUGGGCUGCUAAAAAGAAGAAGGAGGUCGAGGCUUUGGAGAGAGAGUUGACGACGUACCGUGAGUCGCUAAGCUUAACUGUCGAGACGACCACGUUGUUGAUUGCGAGAGGCAUAAAAGCAGACACGAAAGUCAUUCGAAACCAUACGCAGUUCAUACCGGGGAUCAAAGAUGACACGGAGAAGAUAUUGGAAGAAAUCCAAUGGCUUCGGGCCUCACGUCAACCAGAAGACGGCGAUGUCAAGCGCACAAACACGAUCCUUGAAGACUAUCUUGACGGGCUUACAGUCUAUGCUGAGUCCGUUUGCGGAGAUGAGGUCCAAGAGCCGGGCAGGGGAGGCAAAGAAAGGAAAGGAAACGAGGUGGUCACCGAUGUCCCAGCCGCCGAACAGACAAGCAACUCGCGCGAAAAGAAAGAUGCCAGGUUUGAAGAGAAGGAGUCGUCACGCGAGUCUUCAUCGCUGGGGAGCAAGUGUAACAAAUGCCACUCACCCAUUGACGAGCAAGCUUUGAAGACAAAAUCCUGCGGUCACUGGUUAUGCAGCAAGUGUCUGCGAUCAAAGAUGGAAGCGUGGAUACAGCCUCCUCAUAUCUCCCCUGUAUGCUGCCGCCAUCCGAUUGAGUGGUGGCGAAGCGGAUUCCCUAUCGACGACCAGCUCAAGGACAAAGAUAACUCUCCCAUGUCCUCGAGAAAGUUGCGGAGCAGAAUCUUGGACCUAUAG